Molecule: messenger RNA, 18104 nt
Organism: Porites lobata
Lineage: Eukaryota; Metazoa; Cnidaria; Anthozoa; Scleractinia; Poritidae
Source: the annotation of a GenBank genome assembly
AUAUGGUAGCCCGAGGGCAGCUAAGUUUCUGGGAUACGCGGCUGAAAUAUUUCCUCAGUGUUUAAAAGCUUUAAACACAAGGACCUAAACACGAUAUCCUUACUUUUGACACGAUGCAAGUUGCGGACGAAAACGCAAAAUUCAAGAAAAAUGGGCAUCGAGCAUGGAUUAUUGGAGCAGUUUUGGUUGUCGCAGCUUUCGCCCUAGGAAUUGUAAUUGGACAUUUCGCCAUACAAAAGCUACCCUCGAACGACGACCGCGACCAGCCCUCUUCUCCCAGUCCCACGAAGCUUGCAGAAGCGAAAGGUUCAUUUAAAAGACAAAGCCAGGAGAUGAUGAAUCAUCAUAAAAAUUUCCAAACAAUCCUUAGCGAAGAGCAACUUGAAAGUACUCUCAAGUAAGUAAAUAAAACGCUCAGCUGAGGCCUAAAAAAUGAAAUAAUUUUUCACAUGAAUGUGAUCACAAAAAUAUGUUUUUUGAUGAUUUGGUCUCCGAAGCCAGGGAUGUAUUUCCACCUCCUUUGGAUGCAGAGGUUUGAUAAGUAACCAGGGAAACGUUUUGAAACCGCCCAUAAUAAUUUAAUUUUCUCUUGAAGACUGUGAAGUAUUUCGCUCAGUGCAAACAGAAGUGUCGGUCAUGAUUGCGAGAUUAAAUUACUUCUUCAAUUUUUCCAUAGACUUUUAGCUCUGUUAUCUUUUACAUCUCCUAAAGCAAAACUGUAAAUGACUAAACAUAAAACAUUCUUUUGGUGCUUACUUAAAAUACCUACCGUUCUCAGGAUAGCAGGAUAGCAACCUCAAAUAGUGGCAGAAAAACAAAUAAUAAUGAUAUUAAUAAUAAUAAUAAUAAUAAUAAUAAUAAUAAUAAUAAUAAUAAUGAUGAUAAUGAUGAUGAUGAUGAUAAGUUUGGAAUGUAUAGCAACGGAUUACCCAGUUUAGUGGCUCGUCCCUAUACGACCCUAUAUUGACCAAACAUAUCCCCGAAUUUUGCCCUCGUGCGGACGUCUCUUAUUUCCUUUGUUGCACGCGGAAAAGGGACGACUUUCCUUUUCCGCGUGCAACAAAGGAAAUAGGAUACGUCUGCACGCAGGCAAUCCCGAAUUCACACACUAUUGUGUCCGUAACAGCUGAAGAAAGGUCCACUCUUUCAGGCAAAACAGAUCGGGGACAGACACGUAGGCUGAUCAUCGCAAACAGACACAUACACAAACAAUAGAUGCAUUCCUAACAUUUGGAUGCAGGACUGUAAAUACGCACAGUUUACUAUUUGAGUGGCCACAAUCUUUAUAAAAGAUGACAUGAAAGUAUAGGCUAUCUUUUUUAGCAGGUUUAGCCUCAUAUGGUUGCAAAUCAAGGCGCUAAAGCGGAAUGUCCUUUUGGUACAUAUGAUAUUUUUGCGUCUUCCCCUGGAGCCUUAUUGACUAAAACCAUUGUAGUCAAACAAAGGCUUCUGACCUUUCAGGUCAUUCCAUGCUUAUAUAUAGAAAAAUGUAGAACUGCAAACUGAUCCUUACAGCAAGGAGAUCAAGAAGUAAACAAAAGAAUAAAACAAAAAAUAUAUAUAUUUAAACAAAUUGCCCAGUAUUUCGGUUUGAAGACAAACCAGGUCUGCAACUGGGAGAUUCGGUGCAUCAGUAUAUAUGGAGAUCGCUGGAUCGGUGGAUCGGCGUGGAUCGGUGGAUCAGUAGAUAGGGGAUCAGUACAUCGAAGGAUUGGAGGAUCGGUGGAUCAAAUGGAUCGCUGGGUCGAUGGAUCAGUGGCUCGGUGUAUCAGUAGAUCGCUAGAUCGUUGGAUCGCUGGAUCGAUGGAUCGGUGGAUCGGUGGAUCGGUAGAUCGCUGAAUCGUUAGAUCGCUGGAUCGAUGGAUCGGUGGAUCGGGGGAUCGAUGGAACGCUGGAUCGCUGGAUCGAUCAGUGAAUCGGAGGAUCAGUAGAUCGCUGGAUCGCUGAAUGGGAGGAUCGGGGGAUCGAUGGAACGCUGGAUCGCUGAAUCGAUGGGUGGAUCGGUGGAUCAAUUGAUCUUUAGAUCACUGGAUCGGUGGAUCGGGGGAUCGCUGGAUUACUGGAUCGCUGGACGGAUCGGUGGAUCAGUAGAUCCAUGGAUCAACGGAUCGAUGGAUAGGUGGAUCGGGGAUCGAUGGAACGCUGGAUCGCUGGAUCGAUCGGUGGAUCGGUGGAUCAGUAGAUCGCUGGAUCGUUUAGAUCGCCGGAUCGAUGGAUCGGUGGAUCGAUGGAACGCUGGAUCGCUGGAUCGGUGGAUCAUUAGAUCGCUGGAUCGUUCUAUCGCUGGAUCGCUGGAUCGGUGGAUCGGGGGAUCGAUGGAACGCAGGACCGCUGGAUCAGUAGAUCGCUGGAUCGUUAGAUCGCCGGAUCGAUGGAUCGAUGGAUCGGGGGAUCGAUGGAACGCUGGAUCGCUGGAUCGAUCGGUGGAUCAGCAGAUCGCUGGAUCGUUAGAUCGCCGGAUCGGUCGAUCGGUGGAUUGGUCGAUCGCUGGAUCGGGGGAUCGAUGGAACGCUGGACCGCUGGAUCAGUAGAUCGCUGGAUCGUUAGUUCGCCGGAUCGGUGGAUCGAUGGAUCGGUGGAUCUAUGGAACGCUGGAUCGCUGGAUCGGUGGAUCAGUAGAUCGCUGGAUCGCUGGAUCGCUGGAACGAUCAGUGAAUUGGUAGAUCAGUAGAUCGCUGGAUCGCUGAAUCGGAGGAUCGCGGGAUCGAUGGAACGCUGGAUCGCUGAAUCGAUGGGUGGAUCGGUGGAUCUGUAGAUCGGUGGAUCGUUAGAUCGCUGUAUCGCUGGAUCGAUGGAUCGAUGGAUCAGUGGAUCGCUGGAUCGAUCGGUGUAUCAGUAGAUCGCUGGAUCGUUAGAUCGCUGGAACGAUGGAUCGGUGGAUCGGGGGAUCGAUGGAUUACUGGAUCGCUGGACGGCUCGGUGGAUCAGUAGAUCGCUGGAUCGUUAGAUCGCUGUAUCGGUGGAUCGGGGAAGCGAUGGAUCGCUGGAUCGCUGGAUCGAUGGGUGGAUGGGUGGAUCAGUAGAUCGCUAAAUUGUUAGAUCGCUGGAUCGAUGGAUAGGUGGAUCGGUGGAUCGCUGGAACGCUGGAUCGCUGGAUCGAUCGGUGGAUCGGUGGAUCAGUAGAUCGCUGGAUCGUUGGAUCGAUGGAACGCUGGAUCGCUGGAUCAGUAGAUUGCUGGAUCGUUAGAUCGCUGGAUCGCUCAACCCCGUCUCCAGGGCUUUUCCCUUAAAAAAUGGGUGGGAUUGCUGGAUCGAUAAAUCGCUGGAUCGCUAGAUCAAUGGAUCGCUGCAUCGCUGGAACGCUGGGUCGAUGGAUCAGUGGAUAGGUGGAUCAGUUUAUCGCUGGUUCACUGGAUCGAUGGAUCGGAUGUUCGGUGGAUCGAUGGGUCGCAGGAUCGCAGGAUCGCCGGAUCGAUCGGUGGAUCGGUGGAUCAGUAGAUCGCUGGAUUGCUAGAUUGGUGGAUCAGGAGAUCGAGGGGUUGGUGGAUCGAUGGAUCGUUGGAUCGUUGGAUCCGUAGAUCGCUGGACCGCUAGAUCGCUGGAUCGCUGGAUCGCUGGAACGCUGGAUCGCUGGGUCGAUGGAUCAGUGGAUCGGUGGAUCAGUAUAUCGCUAGAUUGCUAGAUCACUGAAUCGCUGAAUCGCUGGAUCGGUGGAUCGAUGGAUCAGUGGAUCGCUGGAUGGAUCGAUCGGUGGAUCGCUGGAUCAGUAGAUCGAAAGAUGGGUGGAUCGCUGCAUCGUUGGAUCGAUGGAUCGGUGGAUCGGUGGAUCGCUUGAUGGCGGGAUCGAUAGAUCGGUGGAUCGGUGGAUCAGUAGAUUGUUUGAUCGCUGAAUCCCUGGAUCGAUGGAUCGGUGGAUCUGUGGAUCGAUGGAUGUGUUGAUCGAAAGAUGGGUGGGUCGCUGGAUCGGUAAAUCGAACCGGCUUUCUACGCGUAUCGAAUUGAUUGUGAUGAUGAAUCGAAACGACUUAAGUUUGGAUCGAAACGACUUGGAUCAAAACGACCGAACUGCAGAUUUUUGACAGGUUCGUAGGAUAGGUUUGUCUUGAAAUUUUUCGGGUAACAUGUUACAGUGAAUCAAUCUCAAUGAUAGUUUCAGACCUUAUUAUAUACAUUAUGAAUAUUAUGUGAAGAGAUUUUAAAAAAAUUCGUUUGAGUCGUUUCAGAGAUAUAAAUAUAAGCGCUAAAAAUCCAAAUUUUGAAUGAAGUUGCGCCUAUACAGGUGUUGAAAACGGGUUAGUUUUUAAGAACGAAAAUACAAUAAAAUUUCCUAGCAUCAAAAUAUGAUAUUAAGGCGCAUUCUGACGCUACUUUAGAAUGAUUUGAGUCAUUUAUAACGUUUUUAUUAAAUAAUCUAUCACCGCAACGGCUCUUUAAAAUUUAAGGUUUGAAAUAUAUUUUCGUUUUAGUCGCAUUCAAACAUACAGAAUUUUUUACUUCUUACGGAGAUUGUUUGCUAAACGUGAAACUUUAAGUUCCUAGUGUUGGAUUUUCAGUAACUGGUCUAGAUCACACAAAAUUCAGCUUUUAUCAAUUUUAAAGGUUUUUGUUUAUUGUUGUCAUGGUAAACGAUUUUGAAACUUUAAGUUCCUAGUGUUGGAUUUUCAGUAACUGGUCUAGAUCACACAAUAUUCAGCUUUUAUCAAUUUUAAAGGUUUUUGUUUAUUGUUGUCAUAGUAAUAUCGAUUUUAGUUGAAAAAAACAUUUUCACAAAUUUCAAUCCAUUGCCAAUUACUGGUUAAAAUUUUAUAGCGAUCGGACAAUGAAACAACCACUUUUAAGGCGAUUGAAAAAUAUCGGUAUGGCCUCUGAAAAACUGUAUCGAAACGCCUUAAUGUAAUCUAUUGCCAUAUGACAAUUGCUUAUGACGUAAAAAAUAAUGUCCACCAGGUACAAUACAUUUUCAUUCAAACAAUUUUGCUGUCUCGAAUCUUAGAAAGUUGAGGGUCUUGCAAUAAUACUUUAAGAUUAUCAGCUCUUGAAAGUUGAGGCGGUGUCGGUGUCCAACAUCCAAAACAUACCUUGUGAGUUAAUAACCGGAGAGGCAAAAUUGGUUAUCUGUGCCGGUGACUUUUGCCGCGAUGGACGACGACAACGUAGAACUUACUUACAAGAAAAGAAAGAAACAGCGUAGGGUUCGCUGCAUUGCAAUGAUUGUCGCGUUCAUCGUAGUAUUUUUCAUUGGAUUUUUGAUCGGAUAUUUGGCGAUCAAAGCAAAAGGAUCAAACGAGGGCAAAGAAGAGCGUGGGGAACGUCACGAGAAAGCUGAAUUUCAAAAGCGACACGAAGAGAUCAUGAAGCAUCAUAAGGUUUUUCAGUCAGCUCUUAAAGAAGAGACGCUUGAAGACACUCUAAAGUAAGUUUACUAAUAAAGAAUUUGCCGCAGUCAUUGUUAUUACAGGGACCGAAUAAUCAUAUCAAAAUCAGUCUGACUGAUCUUUCCGCAUUCUUUUAAAAUCAGUCGCUAAAAGGAGAUCUGUACUCAAUCGUUUGUUGUGCAUUUUCACCCUAAGUAUGUGUACCUCUUGGAGGCCGCAAGACAAAAACAUUUUAAUGUAUUCAAAUGUAAAUACUAAAGGAAAGCAACCUCAACAACAUUCACGACAUAUUUCCAUUUGAAAAAACUUCGAGAUUUUAUAUGGUGCAUCAAAGUUACAGUCUCAAUACAGUUCUGUUUUUAACCAAGCAACGGAAAUGAUUUAUUGUUCCAAGCUGGUACACAGAGUUAACUCUAGUUUAUGAACAGCUGUGGACUUGUUAAUUUAAUACAUGGAACUGAUAAGCCCUGAUAAAAAAAACAUAUUUUAUUCAUUUGUUUUCAAAUUUAGCUAAAUUUGAAUAUAGCGACCCUGUAAUGUAAACUAUGCGUCUCUUUAAGAGACGCCGUUCUGCUUCGUUACACACUUUCUUUACCUUCAAAACAAGGCGUUGACUUCAGCCCGGUUCACACUAAUUUGGAUAAAUGUUCAGAACAGGGGAGUUUGAAAAGAUAGCAUGCAAAUUCGUUGAGCUAAAAGUCCCAGCGGCUGUUUUUGAAAGCUAUUAAAAACGCCGCAUAAAAUGUUGUCUGUUACCACGGUAGUCUGAGUAAACUGAAAAGCAUCUUGUUUUUUUUUCUCUCUCUCUCUGUCUCCAGUUUUAGCAGGAGCCUAUGAGCAUGGUCGGGCUCCUGGUUUUGGCCACUGAAAAACGGAUAAAAUGUCUUCUGUUUACACUAGGCCGGAUAAAUUUGAAAACCCAACGCUGGAGUUUUCGUCCACAAACGAAAACGCAAAGAUGGCGUUUUCAAGUUGAUCCACUGUUGGCAAUUCAAAUUUAAAAACGCCUCAUAUAAUCUGUGCACAUUAAUACGGAUAAAUCUGAAAAUUAAUCUUUUUCUUUCUGCAGUUUUUUGCCAAAAAUCAAAGCGGAUAAAAUGUUCUCUUUCCACACCACUGUGGCAAAAUCAGAACACGCAAGGCCGUCAGAUAAAUCAUGCAUGAUGAUUGUACCGUUAGCGUUUUCGAAAAGUUUAUCAGUUUUCAAAAUGUUUCUCGUCCACACUGAAACGUAAAGCUAGGGCUUAUUCACUUUGGAGUUCGUUUCCGCAGAUUUCCGUUUCGGUUGACAGUUUUGUCGCAUUAACAUUUCAAAACAUACGUUUUAACACUUGAAGUCACUCCACAUACGCGACUGUUUUAGCGUACCGUUCCAUGCAUCGUUUGCGCAUGCGUUUUGUUCGGACAUCCAUCUACCAGUAAGAUUAUCGAGCUUCUGGAAUCGAAGCAGCUAAAGAAUAGACAACAAAUGAAUGAAGGGGCGAUGGGUGAGUUGCAUUGGGGUGGGGGGAGGGGUUAGGGGAUGGGUGUAAGUCAGACGUUUCGGGUGGAGAGAAGCGACGACCGGAAAAACGUGUGCGUUCGCAGGUUACCGCAACUGCGCAUAGCGCCAAUUACUGCGGUCCCUCAACAGUCCCUCCCCCCAUGAGAGAUAGACCACCACAACGGGGACUACGUUCCCCACUCCUUCCAAACAGUGUGUGGGUUCUUUAACGUCACGCAUAAUUUACAUGUGCAAGGGUUGUGAGACGAGGCUUAGGAUUUACUGUCUUUAUCCGGGAAGACUAGACUUCAGAUGUGUAAGAUUAUACGAAUACGUGCGUAUCUCGCGGCAAGGUUUUGUUAGAGGAUAUCAAGGAAUUAUUGGUUGUGUCUGUUUAUAUGUAAAAUCUUAGAGGAACGUUGUUAAAAGGACAUGAUUAUAUAAUAAAAACAAGAAUAUUAUUUGUAUGAAUAGAACAAGUUAAGCCGGGCAGUGAGUCUUGGCUGAGCCUUUUUCUUUUUGUCUCUCGAUUCUGUCUUAAUUGGAAUUUGAAUUUCAUGCCUUUUACAUUGUAAAACUCCACUUUAGAUCGAUAAUUGUAACUCGGCUCUUAGCCUUCUCUAAGAAGGUCCUUCACAAAAGUAUUGAACCCGAUCGUAUUGUGCCUCUACUCCAAGUCACUAUCUAACCCGGUUUAAAACCCAUAGUAAAUGAUGGAGACUUGUAAGGUAGUUGUAACUUUAAAAUCUGUGGCCCAAGGACCUUAUAAUGGAGGCUCUGCCCGAAACGCUGGAAAGGGGUACCCUUUUCAGGCUUCAAGUAUAUGAAAGGGUAGGGAUUUCACUGAUUAAAGUAUAUGAAAGAGGAGGGAAAUCUGUCAUUUCGCUCUUUAAAAUAUGGCCUCGCACCGAGUAUUGUUAACGAACUAUUUAAGCACAAAAGCACUAGUUAUUCACUACGAAACAGUGAUUUUGAUAUUCCAACUUUUACAGUAACACUAUUAACUAUGGAAAGCAUUCUCUUAGAUAUCAAGGACCUCAUAUAUGGUCGAAACUAGAUAUUAAGUUGAAAGGCUCCUCGAAUAUUGAAUCUUUCAAAAAGAACAUUAGGAAAAAAGACCUAACGUCACUCUUAAACAACAACGAUAGCUGCUGCAACCUUUGCAAUUCUUAGAGACUACCUUUUAUAUAACUAUUGUCUUAUUAUACAAUUUAUACAUGCGACAUAUUUUAAUUAUAUAUACAUUAUUAUUAUUAUUUCUUAUUUGUAAAUAAUUUUUAUUUUUGUGUUCCCAAUUAGUUGAAAACUAAAUACCAUUGACACAUUAAUAAAGCUUUUACUUACUUACUUACUUUAAAAUGCGCAAAAGAGCUAACAGAUGCUUUUUAUCGACUGUGAAAAAUGUUUAGAAGACGUUCUGGUUUUGUGAUUUAUUUAUAUUUAAAAGACAGUGUAUUUAUAUGAUUGGAAAGGGAUGCAAAGUUCUAAACUUUGUAGGUGGAAGGAGGGUAUCAUUUGUCAAUAGAAGGUUUACGAAAGGGAUGCCUUUCCUGUCACAAAUGGUAUAAUCUAAUGGUACAAAUGGUGUAGAUUAACAAGGUCAGGGGCUACCCCUCGGGGUCUGUGGACGAAGUCCUGUGGUGUGUCUACUCAAAUAAAACCUUUUUUGUUUUUUUUAUGGUAAUAUUUUACGAAAUAUAAUUUAGAAAUUUUGUUGGAUUUUGACUAUGUUCACUUUUGAGAUUGAAAUGACAACAAAACAACAAAAUUAACUGCUUGGAAGUUAGGAGAAGGCGAUCGCAGUCGUCUUAAAGAGUCGACCGCAGAUUAUAGGUCGGCUUUACAGAAAUUAAAGAACUUUGGCAAAUGAUGGCUUAAUGAGAGGAUGAUUGUUUAUACAGGUUUGACUAUCUUUCUCCUUUUUUGCAGGUUUUUCUCUGAGAAACCGCACGUCGCAGGCUCACCCCGUCAGAAGGAACUUGCAGACGAGCUAGAAAAGCGUUGGAAGGAUUAUGGCUUUGAUAAAGUGGAGAAACCCGAAUACAAGGCGCUGCUGUCUUUUCCUGACACAGAAAACCCCACAAGGAUAACCAUCAAAUACAAAAACGGAACAAUAAUUCACCAAAUCAAAGGAGAGGAGCAAGUAAUUAAUAUGGCUGUUAACCCCAAGUCCCAAUAGUCCCAAUAGUGACCAACAUCAAUUUUCUCCUAACAAUAUCCAUAGAUUGUCAAGUGCAACAUCUAUGAGAAUUAAUCAAAUGAUCACAAUAAGAAAAAUCUCUGAUCUUUUAUCAAUUUCUCCCAACUAAUUCUGUAAGGAAAUGUAUAGAGAUCAGUUUGGAGAAUUUGUUUGUGCAUAUUGGGGCUUAAGGUCUCGGUAAAGGAAAACGAGGUGCCCACAGAAAAAAAUUCUAGUCGCGCGAGUAUUUUCGCUACAAAGGCAAGUUAUAUAUCAAAUUAAAGCUAAAAGACUAAAUUACCUUAUAAAAGAUUUUAUUUCAUCGAAUUUCAAAGGGUGCUUAAGUUUUUUGCUCUCGAACUCAGAGGUAUCGAGUUUACUGCUGAAGCUCCAGCCCUUUCGCGUUGUUAAAUAUUCGCUUCCUUUUUAUUGCGUCUGAUUGACAGAUAAAAGACCUAAAAAAGGGUGUGAGGAAAUUUGCAUAUGUCUCGUAUUAGCGGAAUUAUUGCAUUUCAAACUAAAAAGUCGAAUCUCGAGCGCGAUUUACGCAAAGAAACUGACAUAAAAUGAGUUACAAAGGGAAAUCGGAAAAUUCCUCACACCCUUUUUGAGUCUAUAUCAUUAUCCAUCAUAUCUGAAAGUUUCAAAGCGAUAGCUUAAAACCUGUCCCGACUGGAGGUCGGAGAAGUUUGAUUUUUGCGUCUAAAAUAGAGUGAGGGAAAAUCAGCUUUAAAGAUUUAGCGCGAGGUCCUCGCUUGGCUGGUUAGCUCAGAAAAGGCUCAUUUUAGAAGGGUUAAAAAGCACUUUCUGAUUUUCUUUUUCUGCCAAAAUAAAAUUUAGGACCCCCUCAUGACAAAAAUCCAAAAAAAACAAAAUCGAGCAAUGUACUAAAAUUUUCAUUUACCGAGACCUUAAAGGGUUAAUAGGCGAUUUCCGAGUUCCCCCGGGCCUCUGUUUCAAAACGAGGGUAGGUGCUCAGCCUUUGGUAUGGAAAUCAUUUUUCAUUUUUAUGCAAAUAAAACUCAUUUUCACAAGAAAGAUUGUGCACCUGGCCUCAUUUUGAAAGUGAGGGUUUUUGGAACUCAGAAGUGGCCUAUUCUGUCGCCCCUCCCCCACCUCAUUUACAUUUACCGAUUUGUGUUGAUCGAUAGUAGAGUCCUCUGUGGGAAAGGGGUACCUAAAAGACCUCGGGGCAAAGUCUCCCCGUAUGAUAAUUUCUUGCGUAGCCCCUUUCCGCCCGAGAGAAGCACGACUGAUGCAAAAUGACCAUUUGCUCAAAAAUGGGAUAAGUCGAGGAAAAGAGAGAAAGAGGGAGAUAACAAGUCCAAUUGGUAUUUUAGCUAUCAUUAACAUGAAAAAGACGCGGUAAAAGAAUCAGAGGAUUGAAAGUGGAACAAAAUUGUGUUAAUACGAAAAGAUAAAAGUCUCGUCGAGAUCAGAGAAAGCAUGAUGUGGGAGAAUUAAGCCUCCACUACCCCUAAUUUUACAGGGUGAGAACAGACGUAGGCCACGCACGUGUGUGUCAGGUCUUUGUUCUAUCUCUUUGGCAGUUAAGAGUGAAAGAAAACUAGAUAAGGUAACGCCGCCUCGUUCUUAGUAGUGCUGCUUGAUAGAAGGAAGAGCCGCAGCGGGAAAUGAUAGCAAAUUAAGAUAGAGUCAAUUCGAGGCGUUUCCAGCUUGCGUAGUUUUACUACGGCGUAGAAAUCGUCUUAAACCGUGCCCAUUUACAGUAAAUGACCUAAAAGACGCCCACUUCCAAAAAAACUCCCCUCUACGCUGUUGAAAUUGUACUAGACGCCUAUCUCUAAUGAACGCCCCCUGUCUAACAAACGCCCCCAAUGAGAAUUAUUCCAAAAUACUAGAAUUGGCAAAAAAAGCAUAAUGAUUCGUUUCAUUCAGUUUCUUGCUUGAUUAACAAGGCUAUGCGUAUUUCAUCUUGUUCAAUGUCACGUUCAAAACAAGGAUAGACUAACGAUGGCAACACAAUAAUUCUGAGCGAAUAUUCUGACAUCGAUGUUGGGAUUUGAAUAAGCGAUAUGGAUCUCUAGAUGGCCUAGACGCCGUAUCAAUGGAGUGGAGAUUGCGCUAUUUUUAAACUCCCUUGAUAUUUUUGCCGAAAGCAUAUUCCUUUUUUGAGCUUGUUACAGUUAUGAGUAUGAACGCCUCCUAUCAAUUAAACGUCUCCGCUUAGACCCGUUUUAUUAAAUAGACACCCCGGGCGUUUAUUAGAUCAUUUACGACCAUUUACGGUAAUCGUUUUCACUUAAUCAAAAAUUAAUGUAAUGUUAGCCUGCGUAGCAAGCGUUUCCGCACGAGUUCGUCGAGAAAGGUGGGAAGAGAGCAAAAAAAAGGAAUGACACCCUUUUUUUUUCGCUUCCGCUCUAACUUUCACGCAAUAACUCGAUUGGAAACGCUUGCUACCCAGGCUAAUGUAAUGUCGAGUUUCUUUUCAACCAUCUGUCAUCAGCAUGUCUUUGUCAUUGUUUGAUUAGGAUGGAGGAGGAAAGGGUAUUAUUCAGCCGUUCCUUGGUUACAGCCCAAGCGGUUUUGCUGAAGGAGAAUUGGUGUACGUGAACUACGGACGAGUGCAGGACUUUGAAUUACUUAAAACCAACCUAAGUGUCAAUGUGACGGGGAAAAUUGCCAUCAUGAGAUACGGGAAAAUAUUUCGUGGAAACAAGGUAAUACGGGAAGUCAACAUAGCUUUGAAACAUUCGUCUCCUUGUUAUAAGUACUGAGCAGAAUUAUUUUGGCCAGAUUUGAACAGGCCGGUGCAACAAAAAUCUCCACUUUUAAGCUACGAAAUAGAGAGUUAAAGUAGCAACGUUUUUGAGCGACGCAAGCCAACCGGAAGUGAGCCUUUUUCUUUUAAUAUGCCUUUACGCUACCAAAUUUUUAUCGCUGUGUCUAGUGUCUAUACUCUAAUAGACUCAGAGAAAGAAACUCCACUACCUGUUGACGUGCGUGACUGAAAAACGUCGCUGCUUUAACUCCUUAAUAGGCUGAUUUAGCAACAGGACGGGAACGUCAGUUGACGACGGGAAAGCGCGCGCAAGGACUGAACACGACUUCCGGUGCCCAAUUUGCCGCUCUACCAUUGGUCAAGCCACUUGCUUGAUUUGCGCGCGUCGUUGUCAACUGACGUUCCCAUUUUGUUGCUAAAUCAGUCUAAUGGGAGUUGUGUGCGACCCGGUGGUUGCAAUUGUUUCAUUUGCAAAGCAAAUACUUGGGAAAGACGGACAUAUUUAAGGGGCUCCGGACCUCUCAGACCGUUCGCCUGGAUUCGCUUCAGAACAAAAGCAGUCAUAAAUCAUAUAAAGCCUGAACCAUGCCCGGUUUGGUCUUCUUCAUGGGUCUUAGUUCUGUCACAUUUCUCAGACUUUUGAGUCUCUUUUUUCUCUUGCAGAUUGCAAACGCUGCAAGGUAUGGCGCUAUAGCAGCCCUUCUCUUCUCAGAUCCUGCAGAUUAUGCCAGGGCUGGCCCGGAUCCUAAAGAUACCUAUCCUAACACUGCAUGGCUUCCUGCAAGCGGUGUUCAACGGGGUUCGUUGUACACAUUCCCUGGAAGUGGAGACCCACAAACACCUGCUAUAGCGGCCCUUCCAGGAAUGUGGCGGCGACCGCAGAAUGAGAGCGAAUUGCCCCCCAUCCCUGCCCACCCCAUGGGGUACGGAGAUGCUAUCCACUUUCUUAGCAGAAUGGGAGGUACGUUAUGUCAAUGGAAACUUUCAAUGGAUGAAUGAAUGAAUGAGUGAAUGAAUGAAUGAAUGAAUGAACGAACGAACGAACGAACGAACGAAUGAAUGAAUGAAAACUUAUUAACGUGUCUUUAGGAAAAUAGCUGACGGGAAAAGUGCCCUCUACUAAUGGAAGACACCUACUAACACUAUCUAAAAUAGAUAAAUGAAAAUAAAUUACCUCAUAAAGAUUUUACAGUUUAUAUAUCUAAAACUUACUACGAAGUGCAUAUUUUACAAUUUUUACAGAGAUCAGUGUCAAGAAUGUUGGACAGGUCGGCCUUGCGAAUGAAGAGUUUAAAUUGCUUAGGGAUGAGAUAUUUGUGCUUCAGAUGAAAGUUUAUUCCAUAGUUUAGGUCCUGUAUAGCGAAGGGAGUGUUUUCCAAAGGUAACAGUCGAAAAUCGGGAGACUGAUGGAAGACGUGUUCCUUUACUGCGCUAGAACAGUCUUAAAAUAAACAGGGUUUAACAGGGUUAGGCUAAAAGAAGAGGAAACCUUCUUUUUUUUCGUAUCAAAUAUUUUAAAGCCUUUUCAAGGAAAAUGAUUUGUUUUGGCCCGAAAUAGGGUUAGGGAUUUGGGACGCAUGCCACUCUCCUCACUCGAAUUUUCCAGGAGUACUCCUGGGGUAGAAACAAGAGAACCCCGGAGAAAAAACCCAAACAUUCGCAUGGUUAUAAGCACGCCGAGUAACUAAUGUAGGCCAAGACACUCAAGCAAUACCGUAAGCAACUAAGGGAGAGGGGAAAUACUGAUCUCGGUACACUAUAAUAAUCAUAUAUGAAGUACCUACCAAAAACCCUUUAAAUUCCACUUGAUGACCAAAAGGCUCGUGGGCUCACACUAAUAGUCUCAUGAUGCACUUUCUGAACAGCAACGAGUUUAGCGGAUGCAGUAAAUAAAGUUGGUGAAAAACUGUUUAUCAUCAAUAAUUAUGAAAGCAAAACUCACGCGCUUCAGUCUUUUUUCCGCCAAGAAACACUUCGCUUGAUUCAGCAGUGAAAAUUACAAUAAAAAGCUUAAAAACGGCCCUUUUAAUGUUAUUUUUGCCUGUUUAUUUUAGGAGCUCAAGCGCCACCCGAAUGGAGAGGCACUCUAGACGUCAAAUACAACCUUGGACCCGGCUUUGACGGUGACAUUACGGUUUCAAUGAACGUUAGUAACUACUAUGAAGUCAAAUCAAUCUACAACGUGAUUGGAACUAUGUAUGGCAGCGUCGAACCUGAUCGGAUCGUUUUGAUUGGUAACCAUAGAGACUCUUGGGUAAACGGAGCUGUUGAUGCUUCUACCGGCACCACAGUGACCACUGAAAUUGCUCGCGGGCUCGGAGAACUGAAGGACGCAGGAUGGAAGCCACGUCGAACAAUUAAGGUAGAAACCAAUCUAGUCUGAUCCUUUUCAUAAGCGGAGGGAGGGGGAGGGGGAGGGGGAGAGAGGGAGGGAGGGAGGGAAUUGGGACCGGGGAAAAUGCCCUUCUUACCUAUACCCCGUCUAUCCGUCUUCCUCUGAAGAUAAUAUGAUGUAAAUGAUUUAAAUCUUACUCUGGCAACCAAUUUUUGACUGGAUAAUUUACCCCAAUUUCGAUUUUUAUUCUAGUAAUGUUGAAUCUAGGAAACCGUCUUGUAAGUCUCUUAGAGGUAUUUUUAGGUUUACAUCAUGGCCCCACUUUUGAUAUUAAUUAUAUUAGUUUUACUAAAUACAGUCAGCUCCCUUUACAGCGGAUAUAAUCUCGUACCCAGAUCUCCCACGGCCAAGGGAAAGGGAGAUCUCCCUUUUCAGUGUAAAACAGAGUGAGAUCUGGGUACGAGAUUACAGCGGACACUGUAGGGACCUCAAGUUAGUGUCCUCAUUAGCAAGAGUCCGUAAUAGCGGGAGAUUAUUUCAGUCAAUCAUCUGUAAUUUUUUUACCGGGGAUUUGGCUGCUGUCCGUAUUAUCGGGGUGUCCAUAUCGCGGGGUGUCCGCAAGGCGAAAGUUGACUGUGACUGCUGACGGUGUUGUAUGGAAUUGUACCAUGGGAUUAUUAUCGCUUCUUUCACUGGCUAUUGCCUGGUCGCGCAGGACGCUGGGUCAAAUUUCGUUCCCAAAACAAACCCAUACUGCAAUUUAUCACUGACUGGACCAGGAUGGGCUCCUGACUGAACCCAGUCUCCCACCUAACCGCAAAUUCCCCAAUGACGUGUUCAAACACACUGUUCUUGUAGAUUUGCAGCUGGGGUGGUGAGGAAUACAGUCUGAUCGGGUCAGUGGAAUGGGUCGAGCAACAUGAAAAGCUUCUCACAGAACGAGCGGUAAUCUACAUGAACGCAGAUACGGCAGUGGCAGGUAACUACAGAAUGGAACUUCAUUCCUCUCCUCUUGUAAAAGACACUUUGAGGGAAUUCAGCAAGACCGUGGAAAGUCCUAACGCGCAUGGCGAUAAGAAAACCAUAUAUGACCUCACGGCUGAAAGAAGACCUGCCUCACCGAAGACAGAUCCCCCUAAGCCGGAAGUGGGAAACUUGGGCUCCGGAAGUGAUUAUGCUUCUUUUUAUCAGUUUAUCGGCGUCCCUGCGGCCGACUUCAUCUACCUUGGCUACAACAACACGCCGGUUUUCUACCCGACAUAUCAUUCGCAACACGAUACGUUCAAAUAUGUCAAGAAAUUCGUUGAUCCCGACUUCAAGUUUCACAAGGCUUCAGCACAGCUUAUUGGUGGCUUACUUUUGCAGUUUGCCGACUCGCCCCUGUUGAAGAUGAGCGUGAUGUUGUACGCAGACGCAUUAAAGAGUUCUCUGACUGCCCUGAAUAAAUCUUACGGUGAUGAUCUGAAGAACCACAAAGUAACAGUGGACCUACUGGAAGGCGCUGUCAAAAAGUUCGAAAGUGCGGCCAAGACUUUCACUGAAGCGAAGUAAGUUUAAGGGACAAUCAUGUUUUUCUCGAAAAAUAUUUAAAAGUAUUACUGAAGUUUCACAAAGUUCAUAAUGGUGCCACGAUUCCAGGAUUCAGGACUACAGCUAAAUUUAAGUCGCCCCUACCUUUCUAUUUGAGUUUAUGACUAGUUUUGGCGUGAUGGGUUUUCUCUGGGUUGGAUACGGUGAUUGGACUCUUAAUGCCGUGGAAGCUAGGGUCUCUAGACCAGCGGAUACGAUGAAACAACCAAACCUAAGGGCGAACCGUAAACACAGGUACUUUCCAACAGGAGUCCGUCGUUUGACCCUUUAAACCCUGAGAGUGAUCAGAAUCAAAUUUCUCCUUGUAAUAUCAAUGCUUUGUAAAACAGAGUGGUCAUGAGAAUUAGGGACAUGAUCACGCAAGAUGUAUUUUCUUGAUAUUUUAUCAACUUCUCCCCACUACUUCUAUGGUAAAUGAGUAGGGGCGACAAAUGAGAAUUUUAAUUUUGAUCUUAGGGUGUACUAAUUUUUGUUCCGUAUUAUUCAAUUCGUUAGAGAUAAACUGGAGAAGAAACUGAAAGAUUUUGACGAACCAAGCUUUGCGGAACUGCGCAGACUCAACGAUCGGAUGAUCAAAGUAGAGCGAGCCUUCAUUUAUUCCUAUGGUCUGCCGGAAAGACGCCUAAUCCGUCACGUAAUCUUCGCUCCCAGCAAGUAUAACCUGUAUGGAUCUUCCAGUUUCCCCGGCGUGAGUGACGUACUGUUUACACUGAAGGAGACUGGGAACAAUCAGGAAGUUGAUAAGCAACUGUCCAUCGCUACACAGUCUGUUCUCGCGGCAGUCGAUAUUAUCUCUGGCCCUUAUUAAGACAGUAUGCCCAUAUUUGGACAUUCGACUCCGUAAGAACGUGUAAUAUCACCAUUUUUGGACAUCAGACUUGUGAAACAUGCGAUAUUUCCAUAACUGGACAUUUGAUAUUGUGUACGAAGGUCUGUUUGUUUUCGCAGCGUGUUCCCCCGACUUUGAUAUGGGUGUUUUAAUUGUAGUGUUCUAAAAACAAGGCGAUUUUACACACGACGAUUUGGGCCGACGAUUUUUUAUUGCAACUCAGAGACGUUGUUUCGAGUUGUUACAACAUUGUUCCAACCUUGCUGCCCUACAAACCGCCGGUUGCAAAUUGUCCUGUAUAACAUGCUCUAGGAACGUAUAUAAUGUCCAGAAUUAGACAUCUGAACUGUAAGAACGCGUAGUUUUUGGAAGCUUGUAUUUUAGUAAGGUGUUUCAUUGUAGUGUAAUAGUCAUAAAUUGCCUUUGUGCGAUAUUUAAUCAAGGGUCUGGUUACUUAUUCCACGUCUGGGUACAACCAUCCCUCCAAUAAGGUUUAACAGACAUGGAGUCCGUUUCCAAAGAAUACAAUUUCUAAUAAUUAAAAAUAGAAACCAUUUACCCAUAAUCCUUUUAGAGGCUACCUUCCGUUAUUACCUAUCCGCCUUAGCUCUAUUACGUACAACCUUAAUUUUGAAACAGGAAAAUGAGAAAUGGAGAGAAAGGAUACGAUCAGGGUUGGAGCUAGAUCCACUGACAAGGCUUGCCAAUAAUUUAAAAGGACGAAAAAAAAAAAUUAAUCGCAUGUGCCCAAAAACAGUCGUGACUUCAGUAACUGGCAUAAGACAACUUUGCGCUGCUUUCUCAGCCAAUCAGAAAAGGGCAACCGCAUCCAUCUAGGCAGCUCGCACUAGUUUUCCCGCGCUUACUACAUCAAUUUUUGAUUGGUUGAAUGGAUUGAUCGUCCGAAUUCAUUCCCAGGACCUUCUCAAGACUGACCAAAUGUUUGAAAUUUAGGUAGCAACUUUGAAUUUUUGGCAAUUUUUUAGCAACUUUUUGGUAUUACAGUAAGCACUUAUCCAGCAUUUUACCAGCAUAAUCGGGACAGGCUUAAUGACCGGGAAGACUGGGAAACCAAGACGACAGAAACGACCGGGAUGACUGUGACGAUUGAGAUAACUUUGAGUCCCGAAGCAUCUCCGCCGCUAUCAACCGUCGCACGUGAGAAGAAACGACUCGUACCCCGGUUAUAGAAGAGACGCGAAGCUUGAGGAAAGAGAGAUCAGGUGUCAAUUUCAAAUGCACCCGCGUGGGCAGCGCGCUUGAAAUUAUGGGUCGAGCGCGUGACCCUUUGUUUCUUGAGCCCAUAUCACUUUUAAGAUAAUUUAUAGGAAAAAUAAGGACCCAAGCGUUGUCUGAAAACUGAGAAACUAAAUUUCAGUCACAGUGUAGAAAAUUUAGUGACUUUCCGUGACAAUUCAGUGACGGAUCCAGCGGAGGGACCUGGAAGCCCCCCCCCCCCUUAUUUUUAGACCAAACUGACUCACGAAGGGCUGAAAAAAUUUUUUUUUGGUGACCGUCCCCACCCCCCUUACCUAAAGGUCUGGAAGACCAUGCCCCCCCUUUAUCUCAAGGUUUGGAUCAGGCAUUGCAAUGGUAAAAUAAACCUUAACGUUCAAGAUCGUAAGCGGCG